Messenger RNA from Corylus avellana, 303 nucleotides. NCBI's taxonomy places the organism in Eukaryota, Viridiplantae, Streptophyta, Magnoliopsida, Fagales, Betulaceae. The record is from RefSeq and is a predicted model, not a curated record.
AUGGGAGUUCGUUUGCCGGUUGUUGCUCUUGCUAAGCAAAUUGUACGCAGGUCUGCUUCGACUGCAUCUAGAGCAGCUUCAACAUCAUCAGAUGUACCAAGAGGCUUCUUUGCAGUUUAUGUUGGAGAGAAGCAGAAGCAAAGAUUUGUGGUUCCCGUGUCCUACUUAAACCAGCCUUCAUUUCAAGAUUUGCUAAGAAAGGCUGAAGAAGAAUUCGGGUUUAAUCAUCCCACUGGUGGUUUGACAAUUCCAUGCAGAGUAAAUACUUUCAUUGAUGUCACUUCUCGCUUGAGUUGUUCAUAA